CACGUUCCCGCCAGCAAAAAAGAUGGCGUUUUUUUUCAAUUUGACAGAAAUCCCACAUCAACAAGCAAAGCAUCAAACUAUUCUCCCUUUAUUUCGCUUCCUUUUUCGUUUAUAUAAUUCUCUACUUCUAAAUAACUGCCAUAAACGUCUACCCUUUUCUUUACAGCCUCUCGUUAUAGUUAUACGGAUUACAGACCUUCUUCAACCAUCGGUACGCCUUGAGUAUCUAUUUAUCGAAGGUUUUUUUCAAAAUCUCAAGUGUUUUCGUCUUUCUUUAGAUAAUCUGUUACCAUUUUCCUCCCUUGCCAGUACGAAUUGUGGGUUUUAGUUUUUUUUUUUUAUAAUUUUCUUCCCGGUUAGGGUUUCAAAUCUUGUUGGGUUUCCCUUUUUUUUUGUUGGGGAACCUUCAUUGAUUAAGGAUCUAUGGAUUCUGAGAUCUCUAACAAUGGGGAAAUUCCUGCUGUUGAUACUGAUGAGCAUGAAAAGGAAAAACUUGAGCAAACAAUAACAAAAUUAGAAGGAGAAGUAGAGGGAUUGAGAGACAAGAUGAGGUAUUUAGACAAUAAGAGAAAAGAAGCAUUGAACAAGGUUUUGGACAUGAAAGGCUGCAUUAGAGUGUUCUGUCGCAUUCGACCAAUUUUGUUGGUUAAAAAGAAGCAAAACUGUCAGCCUCUUGCGGUGGAAUCUGAUAAGGUUGCUGUUGAAUCUAGUGGGAGUAGAAAAGAAUUCGAAUUCGACAAAGUAUUCCCUCCUGAAGCAACCCAAGAUGAUGUUUUUGCCGAAGCUGAACCGAUCCUAACAUCUGCGUUAGAUGGACACAACGUUUGUAUUCUGGCUUAUGGACAAACAUGCACCGGAAAGACAUUUACUAUGAAUGGAACAAGCAAUUCACCGGGGAUAGUUCCUCGGGCUUUAGAAGGCCUCUUUUGUCAAGCCUCAUUGGAUAAAUCUGCCUCGUUUACGUUUUCAAUUAGCAUGUUGGAAGUCUAUGUGGGUAAUCUAAGAGAUCUUUUGGCUCCUAAAGCAUUUCGUAGAGCUUAUGAAACAAUACCAAGACAUGAUCUCACCAUCCAAACGGAUACAAAAGGAAUGGUGGAAAUAGAAGGUUUAACUGAAGUGGAGAUAUCGAGUAUCAAACAGGCAAAUUGGUGGUAUUCAAAAGGGACACAAGUGCGGUCCACUUCUUGGACAAAUGUUAACCAGGCUUCGAGCAGAUCGCAUUGCUUGACAAGGAUCACAAUUUUCCGUCAAGACGAAACCUUGGGAGGGAAGAAGAAGGAAGUGAGCAAGUUAUGGCUCGUAGACCUUGGAGGAAGUGAACGUGUCCUAAAGACAAAGGCCACCGGCCUAACACUUGACGAGGGUCGGGCUAUAAACCUUUCACUUUCAUCCUUGGGCGAUGUUAUUGCGGCUCUUAAAAGAAAACGAGCCCAUGUGCCAUAUAGAAACAGCAAGCUUACUCAAAUUCUGAAAGAUUCCCUUGGUGAUGGGUCCAAAGUUCUAAUGAUUGUGCACGUAAACCAGUCUGCAGAUGAUCUUGCCGAGACUGCUUGCUCGCUCGGCUUUGGGACAAGAGCUAGAGCAGUUGAAUCCCAUAAGGAAUUAUCAUCUGAACUGAAGAAACAAAAGGAAACAAGGCUGAUUGAGCUUGAAGAAGCAAUGAGAAAUGCCCAAGAGGAAUACAAAGAAGUUGGUUCCCAAAAACAAAAGGCUGAUUCCUUAUUAAAGGAAGCUAAAACGCAUUACUCCAAAAUGUACGAGCCAUGUGAAGAAAAGGAAACUGAUGACUUGGCAGGAAUCCUCAUCCCACAAUUGGCUGAGAAGUCGACGAAGAAAAAAGUCACCAACUCUGCCCCACGGUUCAUGAAUUCCACAUCAGCCAGCCGUGAAAGGCAGAACGUUGUAGAGAAAGAGUUCGAAUCUCGAGCAAGAAUAUUGAAAUCUUGGUAUAAGGUUUCGAUCCAAACUUCAUUGAGUUCACAUUCAAUAAGGUACUCUGAUCCACAUUUUAGAUUUCCUUUGAGAAAUUCAAAGAUGUCUCAACUAGGACUAGGAGACAUGAAAGCUCCUCUUGGCGAAAGCACGAAAUGUAAUAUUUCGUAUGUUCAGAAGACCAUGGAAACAAUGGUGGUUGCAUCUAACAUUCCGAACUCUACUAAAGGCUCGAAUUUUCAUCGGAAAAGAAGAAUGUCUGAUUUCGUCUGAUAAAAGGGUAUUUUCUCUAAUCUUUUAUGAGUUCUAAAAUGCAAAAAUGCAAUUUUUUUUGGUGUUGUUUGAUUGUCUAAAUGCUUACAAAGUGGUUGUAAAUGUUUGAAAAUUGGUUGUGGUUUGGUUUUGAAAUGUAAAAUUGUGGUUUAAAGAUUCA
Messenger RNA from Impatiens glandulifera, 2365 nucleotides. Its product is annotated as kinesin-like protein KIN-14U. Gene Ontology annotation, biological process: microtubule-based movement. Gene Ontology annotation, molecular function: microtubule binding; microtubule motor activity; ATP binding. The coding region runs from base 424 to 2205 and encodes 593 amino acids. Lineage: Eukaryota; Viridiplantae; Streptophyta; Magnoliopsida; Ericales; Balsaminaceae. The transcript is spliced from 10 exons. The record is from RefSeq and is a predicted model, not a curated record.